UUAUGAAACACAGUCGAUACUGGUAUCUUGAAAGAGAAGUUGGUAUCGACAACAAGUGUCAGUCGGGAAUUCCCGCAUUCAUAAGUUGUAGGAGACAAAAACCAAGGGUCCUUAGCAGAGGGAUAGUUUAGUUUGAGUUUGAGAAUUGUAACAACGGUGCUUGUACUUCGUAGAGAAGGAAAUCUUGAUGAUUGCGUUCGCGAGUUACACCAAUUUUUUUAGAAACAAGUUUUGACCACACCGGUGCUGACUGGAGAAAAGUCCUUCAUGGUCUAAAUUCUAAAGCAUUGUCAGUAUGGAGCCAUCAGUUCAACGCAGUCUGUCACAGCGGAGAGACUCUGGGGUCUCCCUGAACAAACUUGUUAUUCCACCUUUGGAUACAUCCCAGGAAGUUAUUGUUGUUCCUUCUGGAAUUCCGAGGGAUAAGCAUGAAGAAGUUGUGGAAGAAGGUAGAGAGCUGUUCACAAACUUUGUAUCGAGUGAAAUUCAGAGGGUUCCUAAUUUCUCCUACGAAGAUAUUCCGUUGCGGACUCCACCAGGAUACAAAGAUCCUUUGUGGGCUAAAACAGGCAGAGACUUGCGACUUAUGGCAGAUGACUUUUCAAAAACUCGUGGGAGAGCGCAAGUGCAGAGAAGAGCUGAGCAGGUGGGAACAGAUGUCACCUUUGAACAGUUCCAUGACUUGUUGUCUCAGAUCUUCUGUGAAGGGGGAAUAACCAGAGAAAGGAUUGUUGUGCUUUUUUUUUUCUGCUCGGAUGUGGCUAUACAAGCUCUCCGUGCUGGCAAAAACUUGUUCAUGACUUUUCUCAACUGGUCCCUCACUUUUAUUUCUGAGAAGAUCUGCACCUGGGUGUACCAGCAUGGUGGAUGGGGUCAAGUUGUGGCAAAGCCAUUUAAUUCCGUCAACAAAUUCUUCCUGUGGGCAGCAGUGGUUGGCUGUUUAUUCCUUCUAUUCCGUUACUACAGGAAGAAACUUCUUUGACUUUGAAGAGAGGCAGCAAUGGUCAUGGUCUAGGAGGAGGAUUGAGAUAACCCUCGGAAAACAGAACUGGCUAUGUCGUGUCAUAAUAUAGAGUUUCCUGGGGAAAUCAGGGGUGAAAAUGAAACAAUAUUUUUGUACAAAAAUAUAGCUUUAGAAUAUGGAUUAGUAAUACAUUGCCAGAAAUAUCAUAACAGGAAGGAAUCGAAAGGUACAUGAUUUGAUAGUGGAAAAAGAAUUACAAAUUAGUAUCAUCAAUAUUUUUAGUAGUAGUGGUACUGAUUUUGUUUUUUGAGAGGCUAUAUGCUCAUUUCCGGGAAAAUGUCACGCUUGCCUUGAAGGAUAUUCACCCUUACAGUUAGCUUUUGGUUAUCAAAAGUGAUCAAGGGUUAAAGUUUAUGAAAGUUGAUAACUGAAUGCCUUUAAUGAAAUAUUGAAGACCUUUACUGCUGUCUCAUUUGAUCAUGUUGAAAAUACAUGUACUAUUAUAACCAAUGCAUUCUGACGAAAAAGUAUUUGAUCUCAUUAGCAAAAUGGCAGAAAUCAUUGAUUGAUUUAACAUACAAUAUCAACUAAUUAAAACAGAUCACUAUUUUUCUUCUUAAAAAAAAAACCCCCAACUUUUUAAGGCGGCCAGGACUUAUAGAUUUACUUGCUGGCAGAAGAAAGUUUUCAAAAUGAUAUCAAUUUUGCAGUGGGCUAUACAGCAUUAGUGUAAUUGUUUGUUAUUUUAUUCAAUUCUAGAAUAUUAAUACUAAUAGAUACAUUGUUAAAAACUAGUACUGGGUAAUGUGUGAACCUGGUUGAUGUAUUCAAUCGAUCAAAGCACACUACGUUGUUUGGACCGGAGGAAGUUAAAACUUUGUUCUUUGAAGAGGGUUUUAUUUGGAGCCAAUAUGAUACGAGUCGAGAUUAUUUACCACAGGAGUGACUUUCUGUUUUUGUUUUAGUAAGAGUUUUACGGCACUUGCAACACAAUAGGCCGUAUAAGUGCCGAAGAUUAGAGGUGUUACAAGAGAGUAACAAACACAAAAAAGAAGGAGGGGAGAUAGGAUGAUAGAUGUUGGGUAGGAAAGAAGGAGCUAACUGCACCAGAGCACCCACCAACCUCCCAUUUUGUUUCUGUUUGUGAAUUGAGAUUAUUUAGUGGCAUGAGAUAACAUAGUUAACAAUAAUGGUUUUUAUUUUUCCGAGGCCAGAUUGUAAACAGCGAAAAAUAUUAUAGUACAACAGGUUUUUGGGGAUUUUUUGCUUUGCGGAAAACAUAUUUUCAGGUGUCAGUCUUACAUUGAUGUCCUCUCAGAUAUGAAAAGACAAGAAGCACAUGUUUCAUGUAUAUGGGCGUUCCCAGUCUUUUCAAAAGACAUAUCUUAGUUUCAUACAGUGGGCCCCACUUUUUACAGUUUUAACAGGAUUUCAGCUGUAGUGGGCUUAUAUUAAAUAUCCUCGAGUCCUGUCUCUUAUAGUGUACUGUAAAAAAGUUCUUUUAUAACAGGCAUUCGGGCUGACAUGUUAGACUAUAACAGUGGUCCAACCAUCGACACAAUCCUAAAACAAACGGACAAGAAAGCUGAAAAACGAAAUAAAUGAA
Aplysia californica (California sea hare) is the source of this 2570-nucleotide messenger RNA. Its product is annotated as apoptosis regulator BAX. The transcript has 5 exons. Bases 296 to 982 code for a protein of 228 amino acids. Gene Ontology annotation, cellular component: mitochondrial outer membrane. The record is from RefSeq and is a predicted model, not a curated record. Lineage: Eukaryota; Metazoa; Mollusca; Gastropoda; Aplysiida; Aplysiidae. Gene Ontology annotation, biological process: regulation of apoptotic process; intrinsic apoptotic signaling pathway in response to DNA damage; extrinsic apoptotic signaling pathway in absence of ligand. Gene Ontology annotation, molecular function: protein homodimerization activity; protein heterodimerization activity.